GUUUGUGCUUUUAUACACCAGUCUGGAAUCUGCAGUGCAGUGCACGCCGUUGCCAUACACACACAUAAUAGCGCAAAUCCGCAACGAUGUUGUUGUUUUUAACUCUUAUAGACCGAUAAGCGCAUUGUGCAGCUCGUCGAAUUUAACGACCUAUCGCGAGUGAAUCGUAACGUCAAAAGUAUGCGCCAGCCUCGACGACGCUUUAUCCGCUUACGUACGCACAAAGUGGAAGGAUUGGAGUCCAGUACGCUACCGCGAUAAUAUACGCGCGUACUUUAUUUAUCCUAACCUGCCGCCGUCCUCUGACUCAUGUGCCAUGCAGCACAACGCCCUUCAUAGUCCAGCACGAUUAUGACCAAGAUGUUUAUGGGACGGGCAAUGCUUUUUGCCUCUCUUGUGUUAGUGAUGCUUGUUCAGGACAAUGCCCUGGCACAGCAAAGUAUCGGGUGCUUCAAGAGUUUAAGUUUAGAUCCUGAUUUACCUAUAACAGUGGCAAGGCGAGUAGGUACACCUAUAGAAUGUAUCGCAGAGUGCAAAGCUAGGCAUUACAAGUUUUCUGGUAUGAUGCAUGGCUAUCAAUGCUUUUGUGGAAGUCAAUACGGUAAAGCAGGACCAUCAGAUGAAUGUAAAAUACCAUGCGUCAAUGAUACAACAUCAAUAUGUGGUUCCGAUGAAGCAAUAAAUAUUUAUUCUACUGGACAAAAAGGACCAAGUCCUCCUCGAAGAGUAAAAAUUAUAUCAUAUUCUCAGGACUCAUUAGGAGUCAGCUGGUUACCACCUGAUAUACCAAAUGGCAAAAUAAUCUCUUACACACUUAAAGCUAUCCCUCUGAGAACUAAUGCUCAGUUUCCUUUAUUACCUGUUCAAUCUGAUGUUCAAGGAGAAAGUGCAAACAUAACUACUUUAUACGGCUUACAUGCUGGUACAGAAUACAAUAUCACCAUUGUGGCCUUUAAUUCACAAGGUUUCAGUGAAGAAGCGUACACUGUUGAUUGGACUCAUAUAGGACCUCCCGAAAAACCACCCAAACCAAAAAUAAUUGAUAAGACAGAAAAGACUAUAACAAUAGAAGUACCAGAAGGCAGAAGUGAAAAUGGUCCUUUAACUUUUUAUCAUAUUGUAGUAGUGCUACCUGGGGUUGUGCCUCCCAAAAGUAAUGAUUUAGCUUAUGAAAAUUAUGAUGUGGCUAGUAGAGGUGGUUUAGGAUACUAUGUAACAGGAAAAUUUGAUACAUCAGACUAUGGAAGAAACAAAAUCUUUGAAGUUGGAAAUGGUAAACUAAUUGGAGGCUAUUACAAUGCUCCAUUGGAUAUGAAAAAUGGACAACCACAGAUUGGUGUUGCUGUUGAAUCUAGAAUCAGAGGAGAAGUACAGUACAGUUAUUCAGAUUUGACCUCUAGUAACCACAGAAGUAUGGCUCAUGGGGCAAAAGAUUCAGGAACUAAUGCAGCUAAUAUUAUUUUAUGGGUUCUUAUAGUAUUAUUAAGUUUAAUAUUGUUAGCUUCAGUGCUUGCGUUUUUGAUGCUGCGAAAAAGACUACAAAAGGUGCAAAUGCAUAGACUACCAGAACAACAAGAAUUAAGUCUCCAAGGACCUUCGUUUGAAGUGGAUAAUAUGGCAUAUAUUCCAGAAGAUAUACCUGAGAGGGUAAAUCACUAUCAAGAAUUAAAAAGCAAAGUUUGGAGUAUACCGCUGAACGCUUUGAAUUGCAAUGUUAAUCCUACUAAAAGAUUUCGAUUUGGUACUAUUCACAGUGGAACCGUACAAAAAGAUAACUUUAACAUACCGGUUUCAAUUCUUAAAAUUUCUGAUACUCAAUUGAGGAAUUCUGAGAAACGGAAAAUGUUGAGAGAAUUGGACACAUGCAUAAAAUCUGGUUCUUACAAGUAUCUCUCCAGUCUUGUUGGCAAUUGUGAAACGCCUGAUACACUAUAUGUAGCAUUUGAGCAACCAACUCAAUGUUUAAAAAUGCGAUUAUUAGCUGCACGUUCUGGUGAUCAUUUCCCUCACGAGUACAUAUUAAAGAUUGGUGCUUGCAUCGCGGAUGCUCUCAGAUAUUUGGAAAGUCUCAAAGUUGUGCAUACUUGUGUUUGUGCAAGAAGUGUUGGUCUUAACAACGAUUGGUCUCCUAAAAUUAUGGGACAUGGAAUAUCAAAACAUGUACUAGAAGACGCUAAAUAUGCUCGUUGGACAGCUCUUGAAUGCUUUGAAAACAUAAAAAAACAGAAUGGACCAAGUAUGGUUUGGGCUUUUGGUGUCUUAUUGUGGGAAAUGUUUAGUCUUGGUGGUACGCCUUAUCAUCAUCUUGAAAUGGAUAGUGAUGUUGAAGAAGCUUUAAAUCGCAAUGAACGCUUGCAACAGCUACCUGAUGUAACUGAUCCUGUGUAUGAAGUUAUGAGUUCAUGUUGGCUAGCUGAUCCUGAAGAAAGGCCUACAUUUGAUGAACUAAUACGACUGGAUACUCUAACCAUUCUUCCAAUUACGUCGAUCACCGAACCAUACAGACCAGAAUUAGAAUUAAAUUAAUCUAGUAGAUAAUGCUUCCAUAUCAAAGUUUUUAUACUGGAUAAAGGAGUAAGUUUCUGUACUUAAGAUUAAUUCAAGUCAUUCGUCGAAAAUAGUUCUUUUAUUACAUUUUCAUUAUUAUUCAUUAUUAUUUUUAUAUUUUAUUCAAUAUAAAAACAUUUUCGAUAUAGAUUCAAAAGAAAUUUUGACAACAUGAUUGUAUCAUAAUGUAAUUAGAACUUUCGAUCAAAAUAUCCGUCCAUAUUUUAUAAGUCUAAUUAAGAACCAAUUUUUAAUGUUGUAUAGACUGAUUUUUACUGUAUUUUAUAAGAGUACAUUGAAUGUACUCUAAUUCUGUUCCAUGGCAUUUGGAAUGUGCUAUGCUUCAGCAUUUGUAUGCUUCAGCAUUUGUAUGCUUCAGCAGGUUGCAAUUCCUGUUUCAUAUGUCAAAAUGUGAGUACAUCCUAUACACCUUCAUUUCCUUUAGUUUUUUUAAAUCUUAAAUAUUUUAUGUUGAAUGAUGUGACAUUUUUUGUUAAUUAUGCUGUAAUUAGUACAUUUAUAAUUAUAAUUGAUAGUGUGUGACUCGUGUUAAUUUAGUUAAAAUGAAAUUAUACUUUUAACUAUUCAAUAUUAUCUCAGUAUUGUGGCAUUUAAGUGUUAACUUGUCUACUGCCUUCUACGAAAAUAUUGGUUUUAUAAAAAUCAACACUUUUUAUACCUACGUCGAUUUUGCUAUAAUGUGUACAAAUGUUUAGAAAUGAAUAAUCUUUUUACACUCAAUACUUAUACACAAAUGACUUUCAAUUUUGAAAAUAUAAUAAAACUUAUGUCAUAAUGCUAAAUAUUUUCAACAGUUUUACAGCAAUAAGAUGAAAUUAGUUUUUAGCAUUCAAUGAACUGUACAUACAAAAUAUUUUAAGAUGAAGUUUUUUCAUUGAUGUACAUGUAAAUAUAGUAAGUAGCAAACUUAAUUAUUGCACUUACUUUUUGUAUUGUAUUUUACAUAAAAUAAAGUUUGCAACUUUUAAUCAAUCAAGAACAUUUGUUAUUUAAUACUUUCCAGGUAAUAAAAGUAAUUAGUCAUCGAUAAUCAUAAU
Trichogramma pretiosum is the source of this 3605-nucleotide messenger RNA. RefSeq names its product putative tyrosine-protein kinase Wsck (gene Wsck). Gene Ontology annotation, molecular function: ATP binding; transmembrane receptor protein tyrosine kinase activity; protein binding. Gene Ontology annotation, biological process: positive regulation of kinase activity; multicellular organism development; protein phosphorylation. NCBI's taxonomy places the organism in Eukaryota, Metazoa, Arthropoda, Insecta, Hymenoptera, Trichogrammatidae. The coding region runs from base 352 to 2526 and encodes 724 amino acids. The transcript is spliced from 9 exons. The record is from RefSeq and is a predicted model, not a curated record. Gene Ontology annotation, cellular component: signaling receptor complex.